AUGUCGGUCGCCAAAUCGCGCUGGGCAAACGACGACCCAGAGACCGAAGCAAUCAUCGCCCAGCGCAGGCGCGAAAAGGAGGAGAAGCGCCGCGCCAAGGUGGAAAAGCAGCGCCAGCUCGAGGAAGCCAGCAGAGUUCCGGCUCCCACAAAGUCGGCCGACACAGCACAGGGAGUCAAUGGGGACGUGGGACCGCCGAAGAAGCGAAGGAGAUUGUCGAAUGACCCCGAUGCGCCUUCGGCGGCCGACGAAGUCCUGAAGAGCGAGGAGCCGAAGAAGCAGUCAAGCUUGCUGAGGUUCCCUGUGAGUGAAUGGGGACCUUGUAGGCAUGUUGACAACUUCGAGCGGCUGAAUCAUAUUGAGGAGGGCUCGUAUGGAUGGGUGUCGAGGGCGAAAGACAUCACGACGGGUGAGGUAGUCGCGCUGAAGAAAUUGAAGAUCGAGAACUCGCCGGACGGGUUCCCGGUGACGGGGCUACGGGAGAUUCAAACGCUUUUGGAGGCGCGGCAUCCGAACGUUGUCUAUCUACGAGAAGUGGUUAUGGGUAACAAGAUGGAUGAUGUUUACUUGGUCAUGGACUUCCUCGAACACGACCUCAAAACCCUCUUAGAUGAGAUACGCGAACCAUUCCUUCCGUCCGAGAUCAAGACCCUACUCCUGCAGGUCGUGGGUGGUCUUGACUUCCUACACUCACAAUGGAUCAUGCAUCGCGACCUCAAGACCUCCAACCUCCUCGUGAACAAUAGGGGUGAGGUCAAGAUCGCUGACUUUGGCAUGGCGCGAUACUAUGGCGAUCCACCACCCAAGCUGACUCAGCUCGUCGUGACUCUUUGGUACCGGUCCCCGGAGCUCCUACUAGGCGCCGACAAAUAUGGCACGGAGAUUGAUAUGUGGAGCGUUGGCUGCAUCUUCGGCGAGCUUCUCACCAAGGAGCCUUUGCUGCAGGGUAAGAACGAAGUUGACCAGGUCUCCAAGAUCUUUGCCUUGACAGGCCCCCCAAAUCAGCAGACCUGGCCAGGCUUCCGAUCCCUGCCCAAUGCAAAAUCAUUGCGUUUGCCACCGACGUCUGCAUCGCCUGCUGGAAAUCCACCAUUACUGCCCCGCUCGCGAUUUCCAUAUCUCACCAACGCAGGCUUGGACCUGCUGUCGUCACUGUUAGCACUGAACCCGGCUUCCCGCCCAACUGCACAGCAGUGCCUAGCACAUCCAUACUUCCGAGAGGACCCUCGUCCCAAGCCCAAAGAGAUGUUCCCGACGUUCCCAUCCAAGGCUGGUAUGGAGAAACGGAGGCGCCACCAUACACCUGAAGCCCCUAAGCGGGGCCAAGAUGCACCUGAGCUGGACUUUGCGGGUGUAUUUGGCGGUGCGCCUGGAGGAGACUCAGGCGAGGCCGGUGCAGGAUUUACGCUUCGCCUGGGAUAA
Molecule: messenger RNA, 1422 nt
Organism: Penicillium canariense
Lineage: Eukaryota; Fungi; Ascomycota; Eurotiomycetes; Eurotiales; Aspergillaceae
Product: CDC2/CDK family serine/threonine-protein kinase
Exons: 2
Coding region: 1-1422 (473 amino acids)
Biological process (GO): protein phosphorylation; regulation of mitotic cell cycle
Cellular component (GO): nucleus
Molecular function (GO): ATP binding; cyclin-dependent protein serine/threonine kinase activity
Source: RefSeq, a predicted model, not a curated record